AUGAAGAGCUCGACCGACCCGGCACCCAUCAAGCACCAGGGUCAGGAUGACCAAUUCUUCUGGGCCUACACAGAGGAGCCUCACCGUUCCCGUCGCAUGGCCAUCAUCAAGGCUCACCCCGAGGUGCUCAAACUGUGCGGACCCGAGCCCUUGACCAUUCCACUUGUCCUCGCCGUGGUAGGUCUUCAAUGCACCUGCGCCUACCUCCUCAGCAACACUCCUUUCUGGUCCUGGCGCUUCUGGCUCACCGCCUACAUCAUUGGCGCAACUGCCAACCAGAAUCUCUUCCUGGCCAUCCAUGAAAUCUCACACAACCUUGCAUUCAAAUCUGGUCUGGCGAACCGUCUUCUCGCUAUCGUUGCGAACUUGCCAAUCGGCAUUCCCUACUCGGCCUCUUUCAGACCCUACCACUUGACUCACCACAAAUCGCUCGGCGUCGAUGGCCUCGAUACCGACUUGCCUACUGCCUUUGAAGCUUUCUUCCUCGACUCCAUCGCCGGCAAGGCAUUCUUCUGUACCUUCCAGAUCCUGUUCUACGCUCUACGACCCAUGAUGGUCUACCAGAUCCCUUUGACCAAGAUCCACGCACUCAACGUUGUCGUUCAACUACUGUUCGAUUAUGUCCUUAUCCAAUCAUGGGGCGGCAAAGCUGUGGGCUACUUCAUCUUGAGCAGUUUCCUGGCCGGAUCUCUGCACCCCGUGGCUGGCCACUUUAUCGCCGAGCACUACGUCUUCGACCGUGCUGCCAUUGAGAAUAAGCAGGCGCGCGACCCGAAGCAGCACAUCCCGAUUCCCGAGACUUUCUCGUACUACGGACCUCUCAAUCUCCUGACCUACAAUGUCGGCCUGCACAAUGAGCACCACGACUUCCCUGCCAUUCCCUGGACCAGACUCUGGAAGGUCAACGAGAUUGCCAAGGAGUUCUACCAGGACCUGCCCUACCACCGUAGCUGGGUUGGUGUCAUCUGGCAGUUCAUCUUGGACAAGGAAGUUGGCCUGUGGUGCAGAGUCAAGCGCAAGGAGGGCGGAAGAAAAGUCGGUGCUUGGAAGGAAGAAGAGAUCCAAAACUGA
Messenger RNA from Aureobasidium namibiae CBS 147.97, 1071 nucleotides. Its product is annotated as sphingolipid delta4-desaturase. Gene Ontology annotation, biological process: ceramide biosynthetic process. Gene Ontology annotation, cellular component: membrane. Gene Ontology annotation, molecular function: sphingolipid delta-4 desaturase activity. Bases 1 to 1071 code for a protein of 356 amino acids. The record is from RefSeq and is a predicted model, not a curated record. The transcript is spliced from 3 exons. Lineage: Eukaryota; Fungi; Ascomycota; Dothideomycetes; Dothideales; Saccotheciaceae.